Molecule: messenger RNA, 1233 nt
Organism: Arthroderma uncinatum
Lineage: Eukaryota; Fungi; Ascomycota; Eurotiomycetes; Onygenales; Arthrodermataceae
Product: homogentisate 1,2-dioxygenase
Exons: 3
Coding region: 1-1233 (410 amino acids)
Biological process (GO): L-phenylalanine catabolic process
Cellular component (GO): cytoplasm
Molecular function (GO): homogentisate 1,2-dioxygenase activity
Source: RefSeq, a predicted model, not a curated record
AUGCCCGUCACUGCCUUCUCCACGCCGGAGAAAUAUACCUACCAGAGCGGCUUCGGCUCCUACCACGAGACUGAAGCCAUAGAGGGGGCCCUGCCAGUUGGCCAAAACUCGCCUCAGAAGCCCCCAUAUGGCCUCUACGCUGAGCAGCUGUCUGGAACGGCCUUCACUGCUCCUCGACACGAGAACCUGCGGUCGUGGCUAUACAGGAUAAUCCCCCCUGCGUCCCACCGCCCGUUCGAGGAGGUUGACGCCGCGACCUAUCAUACAAACCUGAGCAAGGAUGCCACCUCGCUCCGUCAGAUCCCCAACCAGCUUCGAUGGAACCCCUUCGACCUCGACGAGAACGUCGACUGGGUCCGAGGCCUGCACCUGGUCGCCGGGGCCGGAGAUCCUGCUACGAAGCAAGGGUUGGGCAUCUUGCUCUUCGCUGCUGGCAAAGAUAUGGGCAAGGAAGCUUUCUACUCUGCUGACGGUGAUUUUUUGAUUGUGCCCCAGCACGGAGUAUUGGAUAUUCAGACCGAGCUGGGUAGGAUCCUUGUCCGUCCCAAUGAGAUAUGCGUUAUUCCCCGUGGAGUUCGCUAUCGAGUAACGCUUCCCGAUGGCCCUGUUCGAGGAUACAUCUGCGAGCUGUACCAGGGACACUACCAACUCCCCGAGCUAGGCCCUAUUGGAUCCAACUGUCUGGCCAACGCGCGCGAUUUCCAGGCUCCCACAGCUUCGUUUGACGACGAGGAAGAAUCCAGCGAAUACACCAUCCUCAGCAAAUUCAACAACACCCUCUUCCGCGCCACGCAGCCUCACACGCCCUUCGACGUCGUCGCCUGGCACGGAAACUACUACCCCUUCAAAUAUGACCUGGGACGCUUCAACACGAUCGGUUCCAUCUCCUACGACCACCCCGAUCCGUCCAUCUUCACCGUCCUGACGGGCCAGUCAGACCACCCCGGCACCGCCAUAGCUGAUUUCGUGAUUUUCCCCCCACGAUGGCUGGUGCAGGAGGACACCUUCCGACCACCAUGGUACCAUCGCAACACCAUGUCAGAAUUCAUGGGAUUGAUCAGUGGAGACUACGAUGCCAAAACGGCAGGUGGCUUCAAGCCCGCUGGCGCAAGUCUACAUAACGUUAUGAGUGCCCAUGGUCCAGAUGCGGCGACCCACGAAGGCGCUUCCAACGCUAAGCUUGCCCCAAGUAAAGUUGGCGAGGGUAGUAUGGCAUUUAUGUUUGAAAGGUAA